This is a messenger RNA of Cataglyphis hispanica, 7426 nucleotides long. RefSeq lists its product as uncharacterized. Gene Ontology annotation, biological process: cell migration; regulation of hippo signaling; regulation of DNA-templated transcription. Gene Ontology annotation, molecular function: kinase binding; ubiquitin binding; molecular adaptor activity. Gene Ontology annotation, cellular component: cytoplasm. The record is from RefSeq and is a predicted model, not a curated record. Bases 267 to 1928 code for a protein of 553 amino acids. The transcript is spliced from 11 exons. Lineage: Eukaryota; Metazoa; Arthropoda; Insecta; Hymenoptera; Formicidae.
UAUACUAUAUCACUACGUAUCACAGUGCACCAUAUGAUAUACGAUACUGUCUCAUUUAUAUAUGACUGGUGGAUAAGUUCUUAUAUUACUACUGAUGCCAAUUAUAUAUAGGAGUGUCGAAUCAAACAUAGUUGAACAUGUCAUGAACGUCUGGUUUAAUUAUUUGAUUCGCUACUUUAACGUGUAAGAUCGGGUGUAAAUGUUGACGUAUAACAAACGUUAGGAAAGAAAGUGAAAUCUACUUAAUAUUCUUGUUGCAAUUAUAUAUGUCAAAACACGUAGGAAAGAUGGCGGAGCAGAGUGACAGAAGUCAAUUACCGCCUGGUUGGGAAUGCAGAUAUGACAUUCGUAGUGGUCGUCCAUAUUUUAUAAAUCAUUUUAAUCGCACUACAACAUGGGAAGAUCCAAGAGUGAGGUACUGGCAGUAUUCUCAAUAUAUGCAAUCUCAAAACUCAAUGGCUUUGAGUUCAGCUACUACUACUACUACUACUACUUCUCAAGAUAUUCCUAUGCAGACUGGAGGAGGCGGAAGUGGUGGGCACUUAAGUUAUGUAGGUGGUCAUAGAGCUCCACAAAUUUAUCCGACACCGUCUCCUUAUCAUAAUCCACAAUUAGCAUUUUUACCUCCCAGUGCACAAGAGUUGAAAACACCACUAUCAUUGAAAUCUACCAGUGCAGUGACAACUCGAUUCGGCGAUUUAACUUUAGAAUCCCCGACUCCAUUAAGAAAUACAGAGACAAGCUUUACUCAAAACUCCGAUUCUGAAUCUCAAGUGGCAAAAAUCAAUGCUGUAUUUCCGACCGUUUCUGAUACACAUAUUCGUCUUUUAUUGAAAAAAUACCAUAACAGAGCAGCUUUGGUCAUGAGUGCUCUCCAAGUGGAAAAGAAUCCUCUUUGCGCUCCAGGACCAUGUACACCUGUAGGAGUGCAUUCAAAUUAUACAAUCCCGAGAUGGCGUCUACCAGCUCAUGCUAUACAUGCAGCACUAACAUUGAGUCCGCCUCGCGGAGUUCGGCCAGCCCCUAACUCCCCAAAAAUGAAACUUAGGUACCUGAAAAGUAUAUUUCCAAAAGUGGAUGAAACAAUAUUAUUGGAUAUAUUAGAACAAAGCGAUAAUAAUGUGCAAAAAGCUUCUGAAAAACUAAUUGAUUUAGGGUACGAAAAACGAAAUACUACUUUUCCUGUCAAGACCGUAGCAAAGAAGAAAGAAGAAGAACAGACAAACAAUGAGCAAAUUGCACCUACACCACCUCCACGCAUAAAAAGUUUAGAAGAAAAGAAUAUAUUGAAAAAGCGUUUAAUGGAAAAAUAUAAAAUGGUACCAGAUCGAGUGGUAAUGCUUGCCAUGGAUAGUGUAGAUUAUGAUGAAGAAAGAGCAAUGCAUAUAUUAGAUAUAGUAGUAGCAGAGGAAGCUAGUCGUCCGCUUUGUACUUCUGAUAGCAAAAGCAGUAAAAGUAAUGAACGAAAAGAUAGUCCACCAGUGAUGGAAGCUAUAAAGUUGACUGUUUCUCCGAUUAAAAAAAUAAAUAAAGGUGCAGAGACUGAAAAGUCGAAACGGUCCAAAAAUAAGACUGAGAUACCGAAAGUUUCACGUGGAACUAGUACUACAGAGGACAAAGAAUAUAAAUCUCCAUAUUUAAUAAAACCAAUCGGAUCGAAUUUGGAUUUAGUAAAAGGAGCAAAUAAUGAUCUAUUAUUUUUUAGGCCAGAUUAUGCACCUUGGUCGGGACCAGAUACAAGUUUGCUGUCCAAACAACCAUUUUCAAGAUCACUCGCGAUGGGGCAUAAUCCGACUUUACUUUCUACAAAUAAUUGCCUCGCUAAAGGUCCGCAGUCCGAAUUGCGAAAAGGACCACUGAGGGGAUUAGCUCAAGGUUCCAUCUAUUCACAAAGGAAUGUAGCCAAUACAGAGAGUCGGGGUAAAUGAAAUAUGUGCAAUUGUUUUUUUCUUAAUAUUUUUACAUCUAUUAAAUAGUUACACAUAAUUUAAUUUAGUGGCACUUGUAUAAUUGUCCCGUUUUUGGGAUAUCAUUAUACAUAUAUAUAAUUAUUGAUUUGCAUUAUUGAGACAUUAUAAUCCAUUAAUUUUUAAAUUAUUGAUUUAGAAUUUUUUCUCAAUUUAAACAUUAGGGAAUCGCGCGCGCGUGUAAGUUUUUUUUUUUUUUUAAAUCAUCAAAAACUUUAUUUUUUGAAAAACAAUAUAUAUGUUUAAUAUAUAAAAAAAAUUAUUACAAAAUAUGAUAUUGCUUACAGAAUGUUAAAAUGUCUCAUGAUGCUGUACAAAAUAAAAUUUUUUUCAGAUUUUUUCGAAUCGCGAAUCAAUAUUUAUAGAUUUUUAGGACAACUAAUUACGAAUUUGAGAUCAAAAUUAGAAAAUUUAAAGUAAUGAAGCUUAUACAGUGAUCAUCUCAAAUAAGUAAUUUUUGUAUUUUACAGUAGAGUUUCGUUAAUUUGAUUUGACUCUAGGGACAAAAGGAGUGGAAAAUUCUUGGAAAAGAAACGUUAAAGAAUAUUUCUUUGAAAAUAUUUUCUCUUACUACAGACUUACCACAGACGCGACUUAAAAAAAAACGCGAUAUUAGUAUUUGUGAAAAUAUAUGCGGGGAAGUACAAAAUUUAAGGAAACUCUAUUGUACAUAUGUAUUGAUCUGCAUCAAAUUUGGUAUAAAAUUUUUGAUUUGUAUUUAUAUGUAGAUUUUCACUGAUUGUAAAUCAUAGAUCAAGCAAAUUUAAAAUAUAGCAGUUAAAAUAGUUUAGAUUCGCUAUUUUUAAAUUUAUAAUUUUAAUCUAAGAUUUAUAUCAACAAAACCUAUAAUACCAAAUUAGUGCAAAUCAUUAUGCAUAUGCCAUGAACAUAAUAAGAAUUAGAUCGUUUCACAUGUUCUUCAGGUUACAUUAAUGUUCGAUCUAUUUUUUUAUAUGUCUGUGAUAUAUACAAAAAUUAAUGACAUCAUCGACAUUGAAUCUUUUUUAAUUCUUAUAAUUUCAAAUUUAAAUUAAAAUUAUGUGUAAUUAAUCAAUAAUCUCAAAAAUUCUUAGAUGUUGAAUUGUGCAUGAAUUAAAAGAACUUUUUUUUACAAUCAAAGAUGUUAUAUGUUUUUGUGUCUUUUUAAAAAUUAAUAAAAAUUUGUUUUAUUGAUAAUUCAUAGCAUACAUUUAUAGCUUAGUGAAUUAAUAUAUAUUUUUAUUAUAUUUAUCGUGGCUAUAAAAAGUCAUAAUAAACAAUUUAUUUUAUUAAUUUCUUUUGAAAUUUAAUUAAUAUUUAUUGUAUAAAUUGCUCAUUUUUCUAAAACAUUAUAAAUAAGAAAUUUUUAAAGACAAUGAUACACACAGAUGCAUAAACCAUAAUGCUUUUUAAUUUUGUCAAAAUUGAUACAAUUUCUCUCAUAUCGAAAAUAAACAAUUCAUACAUAUAAAUACAGUUAUCUUAUAAUUAUAUAGGUUUAAAUGUCAAAUGAAUGUUUGUACAGCACGAAAUUUAUAAAAUGCGAUAUUGCGCAAUUCAUAUCUCAAUAAUAAAAUAUCUAAUCAUUUAUAUUUAAUCUCUUAAUAUGGAUAUGGUAUUUUUAGUUAAAAAUAAGAAUUUUGCAGAUAAUGGCAUGUAAGAUUUUUAUUCUUUUGUGUAAAUAUUGUAUAAUGUGCAUCUAUAUUAGACAUUAAUUAUUAUAGUACACAUUAUUAUUACUAAUAUAAUAUAUGUGUAUAUGUUUGUGUUACGCGCGCGUGCAGUAUAUGUACAUUUUCUUAUAUCAUUUUAUGUAAAAAUAAUCUAUAAUAUUUAUGCAUUUCUACCUUGCAGUUGAUACAUAAUUUCAAAGAAAUGUUAAAAGAUUAAAAAAUAUUACAAGAUCUAAAUUUACUAGCGUAAAAAAUUUUAAUGUUUAAAAAAUAUCUUAAAGUAAAUAAGAUUCUUAAAGUAAGAACAGACAUAUAUUAACAAUUCAGUAUCAGUUAUUCAUAAACAAUUGAUGAUAAUGGAAACGGCGAUUCUAAUCAACUGUUCUUUUCAUUUUAACUGUUUUUUGUUUAUAUAUUAAGAUAUAUGAUCUUUCUUGACAUUUUUUUUGCAUUUUAAAUGCAAAUAAUGAUUAUUACUUAUGUUGUUAUAUGUGCUUAUAUUAUUUUUCUAUUUUAAAUGCUAUAUGAUAUUUCUAAUUAGGUUCGCGUCCAAUAUAUUUUUAUAUUCAAAAAAUUAUACCCAUUGUCACACAAAAUAUAUAUAAUCAGCAUAUAUAUUUAUAACAAAAGUAUUUUAUGAUGUUAUGCUAGCAAACAGCAAUUAAUCGAAAUAAAAUGUGAUUAAACGAAAGAAAAAACUGCAAAGAGAGAUGGUCGCUCGCAAGCACCUUUUUUACUUUUGAUUUAUAAUCUUAUUUAUUUUAACAGAAAAAUUUAUUUUUUACAUUUUUAUGACGGAUUUUAUAAUUUUUUAUUAGUUAAUUGGUCUUCAUCGAUCGGCUUUAUAGAAUAUCUCCAUUAAAUAAGAACAGUUCCUUAGAAUUAUAGAUUCUUUCUUCAGCUAAUUAAGCUGAUAGAAACAGAUAUUAUACUUCUAAUCUCGUUGGCUGCGUUUUUCAGCUGCAUUUUUAUGUAUGCCCAUGAUAAAAAUUAAUACGAGAUAAAUAUAUAUACCGUUUAUCGCAGUAUAUGCAUAGUGCAAUAAAUGAAAGAACUAUAUCGAUUUUACAUAUAUUUUAUAUGAUAUCAUCAUAUUUCUGUUAUUAUUUUAACAGACCAUGUUGUAUUUUGCUAUUAUUACUUGAGGCUUGCUCGAUUUUUGCCGCGUUUCUAUCGUCACAAUAUGAUUGCAAAUAAGCUCAAUUUCAAAUAACAAUGUAAACACGCUAUAAAAUUCAAGCAUGACGUGUCAUGCUGAUUAUAUGCUAAUUUAGUUGAUUUUUUUAUAGAAAUAUUAUAUCAAUACUCAAAUGCUGUUCUUUUUAUCUCAACAAUAAGUUCUAUUCAAUUCUUGCAACAUUUUUUUAGUAUGUCAUGAUAUAAAACCUGCUAGUUUUCCACUUGAUUUCUGCAAUAUAUUUAAUUUAUAAAUAAAUAAAAUUUUUAAAUAUAUUUGUAAUUUAGCUCCACUUAUGUACAUUUUCAUAUUUAUUUUUAUAUUGUAUCCAACUCUUUUUAAAUUUAUAACUGUAUUAAUAAUAUUUUGGUGGUAUAAAUUUUACACCACAAAAUAUAAUUGUAAAUUUUAUCACAUUCAAUUCUAUGUGACCCUAACAUACACAUGUCCAAAGACUCCAGAGGUCGUCCACAAGAUGUUUAACAUUCUCUGAAUGUCCUCCAGACAUGGUGUGUUGUUAGAGGAACAAUACACAUAAAAAUUUUAUCGAAAACUAAUAAAUAUAUUUUGCCAAAAUUUUAUUAAAAGAAGAGAGAAAUCAUACAUCAACAAUGUGAUACAUCAAUGUAACAACUUAGUAAGAUUUAAUAGAUCAUGACUCUAACACUAAUAAUAAUACUUCAAAACCAGAAAUUGUUAUUAAUUUUUAUGAAUAUGUUCCAUAAUAAUUGAUAAUAACAUAUAUAAUUUACAUGUAUAGUCAUCAUUCAAUAGACAGAGAGAGAAAAAAAAAGAGAGAAAGAAAUAGGUGAAAGAACAUAUAUAGUAUACUCUGCAGUAUUACUAUUUCUUUAAAUAAUAUUUUUAUCAUAAUUUUAUUACACAAAUAAAUGUAAUUAUAUGUACUAGUUUGAGAAAUUUAUCAAUAUUUAAAUGUAAACUUUUAUAAAUAAUAUUUUCUUAUUUAAUAACAUUUCAUAUUUAGAUUGUGAAAUAAAAUAAUGUGAUAAUUAAAAUAAAACAUUAAAACAUAAUAAGCAGAGAAAAAUACAUAAAGUAAUAUAAUAAAUAUAUAAAAACUCGAAAAAUAAUUUCCAUAUGAUAUUUUUAAUAUAUUUUAAUAUUGAUAUAUUUCUUAAUGGCACAUAUGCAUCUUUUUUAUUAACUAUGUAAUAUUAAAAUUAUAUACAUAUAAUAAGUCAUAUCCAGACUGAGAAAAAAAUUUUUAGUAAAAUUUGAAGGCAAACAGUAUUAAACGAAGUACAGUGUAUUAAAUUAUAUUUUCAUGAAGCAUAGAUAUAUAUGAAAAAAGUUCCAUUGAAUAUAUGGAUAUUUAUUAUGAUAUAUUUGGGAAUAUAUUUUAUAAGCUUGCAGUAUAAAAAACGAAUAAAUGGAGAGAUUAGUAAAAUAGAACCUGGCAUAUCUCUAACAAAAUUUCCAUAGAUCAAUAUGCAGAACAGGCCAUAAUUAAAAAAAUAGGGGAGAGGUUACUAAUAAUAAAAUAUAAUAAGAACAUUAAUAUUUAUAUAUGCUGUAGUAAAAAUUUAUCGUAUAAAAAUAUUUUCAUAACUCAAUUCAAGAGUAAUCCAGUCUUCAUCAAUACUUAAAGAUAAAAAGAUUAAUAAUAGAUGGGCUGUGGCUGAAAUGUUAGAGCUAUUUUUAUAGCUUUUUGACUCUUGAAGAUAAAUCAGAAGGAACAAAGUAAUAUAUUUUGGCUAUAUUUUAAGGAUUGCUAUUGGUAGAGAAGAUUAAUAUAUACAUAUUUUUAAUUUAGGCAUAAAUUCCACAUGCCUUUUGACAAUAUUAAUCAUUUUUAAUUAUUGUAAAAGUACCUUUUGAAAUAUAUUUAUUUAUGUAAAUAUUAUUUCAUAAAGAAAAAUUAUUUAAUAACAUCACAGAGAUUUGCGCAUUUAAAAUAUGUUUUAUUCUAAAAAAAGAAUAGUGAUGAUUACAUUUUUAUAAUAUAUUUUAAGAGGUAUCUUAAUUCAUAAUUCACUUCAUGAAAAUUUCAAUUCAUAAAUGUUAUGUUCUAUAAAAAAAAAUUUUGUUCAUUAACAGAAAUCGAGUUUCUAGCAUAUAUUUCACACAAAUUAAAUUUUAUAAAAAAUUUUAUGCUAUAUUUUGUGUUAUAUUUUAUGCAUAAAUGCCAUCUGAUGUAUGCAUCUGAUAAAGUUAAUCUCAAAAAUAUAUAUUCUUGUAUUAAUGAAAUAUUAUAUUCUUUGCACAUAACAUAUAAAUAAUUGUCUGCUUAGUAGAAAUUUAAUCUAUUAAUUUUAAGAAAUAAUUGUGUUAUAUUUAUGUGUAUAAAUAUUUUUUGUAUCACUAAUAUUAAUCUAAUAUCCAAGAAUAUAUGUGACAUACUUGUACUUUAUUUCAUUUAUACUUUAAUUAUUUCACUGUAAUUACUAGAAUUAUUUGCUAUGCUUUAUAGUUGUGAGAAAACCAUUGUAUCAAAAUGUUAUUUUAUAAAAGUUUACUUUGAUAAUGAAGUAGAAAAUACUAGAGCAAAUUAUCUACAAGUAGCAAUAUAAAGAUGAUAUAAAUGAUGAAAGCUGUUAUAUGUUAAGUAUUGCAAAUAAUACAACUUUUAUCUUUAGACAUAUCUGUGCAAUAAAAUAUCUGUAAUCAAA